Eimeria necatrix is the source of this 4131-nucleotide messenger RNA. RefSeq names its product oxysterol-binding protein, putative. NCBI's taxonomy places the organism in Eukaryota, Apicomplexa, Conoidasida, Eucoccidiorida, Eimeriidae. Gene Ontology annotation, molecular function: sterol binding. The record is from RefSeq and is a predicted model, not a curated record. The coding region runs from base 1 to 4131 and encodes 1376 amino acids. Gene Ontology annotation, cellular component: cytosol; membrane; intracellular membrane-bounded organelle. The transcript has 20 exons.
AUGGAGGUUCCCGACCCUCACCUCCAAAAGCAGCAAGAUCGGGAGCAGCAGGGAGUGGAAGUGCAAGAAAAGCAACGAAGAGAGCAGCAGCGGCCGCUGCUCCAGCAGCAACAACCUCCACCUACACUGAGGCCAGCUGAAAGAGGUGCUGGUGAACCCACGGCGACGAAGCAACACGAGCAACAGAAGUUGCAACAUCAAGGGCAACAACGGCACGAGCCCCAGCAACAGAAGCCGCAACUGCACGACGAGCAGAAAGAAGAGAAAGGACACCAGCAAGAACACCUGCAGCAGCCGCAGCAGCAGUCUGUGCAAGGAGAGGGCAUUGCAUCGCCAUGCGCUUCUAAAACGGAGAGCGAAACAGCCCGUCAGCAGAAACAGCAGCGGUGGCAGGAAGCAAAGCAACUGGAACAGCAGCAACAAGAAUGGCAGAGUCAUCAAGAUCUUCAACAGAAUGGUCCAGCUGCGCUCCAGCAGCAUGCUGCUGCCGGCGCGGAGAAGCAGGAGCAACUUGCCGGCGCCCCAGAUUCUGAAGCCGCCGCAGCCUCACCGAGUGCGAGAGUAAGAAUUGGUGAGCCCGCGGCGGCAGCAGGCCCAGACGGUGCAGCAAGAGCCAGUGCAGAAGACACAGGUGCAGAGCUGACGCCAAGAGCAUCAGCUGGCCUAGGGCAUUCCGUAGUACUGCCACGGGAUCCGUCUCCAGAAGCACCGGCACCGACAGUGGGGGGAGGCGCAGAAUCUUCGUGGCGACAUGGUUCGGAUAGACGGGCAACAUCGGCGCAGCUCACAGCUGGUGCAGACACAGAAACGGCAUCUACACUCUCUGCUGCUGCAGCGCCACAAAAGUUUUUGCGUUCCACACAACUUUCGGAUACGCUGUGGAGACCACAGCCUUCGCCUCCCAAAGAGGUUGACGAGCAGCGAGUGCAGCAUUCCAAGCAGCAGCACCAGCAGCAGGAGCAAACUUCGCACCCGCAGCAGCUGCACGAACAGCGAGCAGUUCACCGUGGUGUUUAUUCCCCCGGUAGCGUCAGGGCAAGCAGCAGCGGCAGUGCCUCAACAGCAAUAGCCGCAGCAUCCCCAACAGCAGGCAGGACUAGCGAGCACGCUCAUCUAAACUCUGCCUUUGUGCGCACCUCUACUGAGAGACGUAACCAGCAGCAGCAACAGCAGCAACAGCAGCACCGACAGGCGGCGCCGCAGAGAGCCAAUCUUUCCCUUGUUGCUCCCAUGCCCUGCAGCGGCAGCAAAGCAGCGGCAACAAGCACGCUGCUACUACAGGGAUGGUUGCAAAAGUGGACGAACCUUCUGUCCUCAUGGAGACCCAGGUACUUUUUCGUGUACGCGGGUUUCUUCAAGUACAGUACCACUAAGAGCUCCCCCCCCAAAGAGAUGUUUCUUUUGAAUCAGUGUCGCGUCCGGCUCUGCCCCCAUGACCCCGUACGGUUUGAAGUGGAUGUAGUAGAUCAGCAGACGCUUUACCUUCGAGCAGAGAGCCAAGAGGAGAAACAGAUGUGGUAUGCGGCCUUCAAGCAGGGCCAAAGAGCAGCCCUCAGUGGCGCCAACCGAGCAGGUCGUUCAGCAGCAGGAGGCGGAUCCCAGAGGGACAAGCAGCAGCAGCAGCAGCAACAGCAACUGCACAGAAGACUCCCAGGAGAUGCUUCUGUAGAAUCAAGGCCUCCUUCAAUGCCGAGUAGCAGCAGUAACAGCAGCAGCAGCAACAAGAAACCCGCGCGUCUGGAGCAGCAGCAACAGCAGCAACCUCCACGCCAGGACCGCUCCACUGCGGCAACAGCAGCGGCACCUGCAUCAUCAUCAGAGUUGGCAGCUGCUUCCACUACCGGCAGCGCCAGCAGCAGCAGUAGCGGCUCCCUGAGCGGGUUGGCAGGGGUCGUGGCAUCGAGUGCUGCUGCUGCUGCUGCCUAUGCCACCAGCCGACUCCGCUCUUUUUCUGCUGCUGCAGUACAGCAGCCGUCUGUGCCACCAGCGCUAGCACCCCCGCCUCCACACAAGCCUCCGUGUCAGCAGCAACAGCAAACGCAGCAACAGAGGCAACAAGAGCAGCCAGUACCGCAACAGCAGUCGGGGGAUGUCCGCUUGAAAAGUGAGGAAGCAGCAGCAGCGGGAGCAAGGGCCGGCACAUGUGCUGCUGCUGUGCUUGGGUCUUCCGUGGACGUGCCGGCAAGCAGCAGCAGCAGUAGCAGCCCACUGCUGCUUGCUCACGCCUCUCAGGAGGGAGAAGGCAACGCUGCCUUGCUCGACGCCACGGGUGCUGAGGGGCCUCUGGUGUUGCUGUUAGAGAGCAUCAUCGGUGCGAGGCAGACCAUACAGGAGGCAUGCUCGAAGAUCUUGGCCUUGCAGUCAGAUGUCUUGAAGUCUGCAUCGCAGAUAUCUCAAACGGGCCCUGCCGCUAAUGGCAACUUGCGCCAGCAGGUGGCGCUGCUGCUACAGCGAGUAGAUGAGCUACAGCAGCUGCUGCAACAGCUUCUGCAGCAGUGGGAACGGCUGCUGAGCGAAGAGUACACCCAGAGGCGGCAGCUGGAGAAGUCGGUUCGGUCUUUGGCGAAGAGAAACUACAAGCUCGACAAGGCCCAAGAGAGGCUUCUACAGCUCAGCAGACAGCGUGGCAAGCUUACAGCAACGGAAGUUGCCGCAGCAAUCGCUGGUGUGCGGCUUCCAGAUGUGGAGGGACACGGGACAGCAACUGCAACAGCAGCAGCGACAGCAGGGGCGACGGUAGCGGAAGACGGGGGAGGCUUCAGCACCAGCGACAGUGACGAUGAUGGCAAUGAUUCACUUGAAUUUUUCGACUGCGAUGAGGAUUUUGCAGAGAUAGGUGGAGGGGAACCUGCUGGUGACUGUGCUUCACAACAGCACAAGCAGGAUCAGCAGCAGCAACAGGAGCAGAAAACGCCUGAGGAAGGCACCUCAGCGUUAACAGAAGCAGCAGCAGCAGCAGGAAGUAGCCAGGUCACCACCAGCAGCAGCUACAUCGGUCCACCCUUCUCUCCAGCAACGAACGCAGCAGCAACGCUGGCAGUUUCCUCGUGCCACAUGGGGGGUGCGGCCGCUGGACAGCGGUUGGCACUUGCAAAGCCGCGAACUGAAUUCAAAGUUAAUCUGUGGUCAGUGCUUAAGGACUGCAUAGGGCGUGACCUGAGCCGCAUCGCAAUGCCUGUCUACUUUAAUGAGCCCACCAGCUUUCUACAGAGACAGUGUGAGGACUUACAAUACGUUGAUCUCCUUAAUCUAGUUGGCCACCAUCCUCCUAUUACCGCCUACGUGGCGACCGCCUCCGAGUACUCUUGCGAGGGCUGGGUGACCGUGAGGAAUCGCUUCUCCGGGAAAUCGCUUGAGGUUACGAUGCCCGGCAUAGCUCGCGUGACGUUCCGUCGAACGGGCGAGCGGUUUUCUUACAAGCGCAUCAAAAUGUUAAUCCACAACGUCAUCUGGGGCAAGCUGUGGAUUGAAGUUGAUGGGACAAGUCUUGUCCAAAAUGAAACCUCCGGGGACUUCUCGGUAGUGCAGUUUUUACGGAAAGGAUGGUUGGAUAAGACUUGCCAUCAUCUCCGCGCAAUCAUCUUUGACGCAUCAGGGAGGCCCGCUUACCGUCUCUCAGGGCAGUGGUCCAGUGCAAUAUAUGUCGAGGAGGCACCCGCCUUCCCACCGCAUAAAAAAUGGAAAGUCCCGCCGCAGGUAGAAGAAUUCCGAAGAAGCGAAACAGGGCCUCCGGCGGAUAGUCCAGACAACCAACUCGACGCUGUCAUUACCCAAUACUGGGAAUCGAUUGCUUGGGUCGAAUCUUCACGACGUCUAAUCUGGCGGCCAACAGCGCGACCUCCAAAUGCGGACCAGUUCUACGGAUUUGGCGACCUGACCAGAGGCUGUAUGAGGAAGGGCGAGUCGAUGAGGCUGUGCAACAGAAGAACAGACUCGAAGAAAAACAGAGGGAGGCUGCAAGGGCUCGGCCUCGUGGGGAACAGGAUUAUUCACCCCGUUGGUUUAGGCGGCAGCCAAACUCAGAAGAUUGGGUGUACAAGGUACACGAUUUUGGGUUUGUCUUCAUUUCAGGGGGGUUACUGGGAGGCUCGAGAGGCAGGCGACUGGAGCUGCUGUCCUGACAUAUUCUAG